AGCCAGUGUAGUCGUUACGCUGCUGGGUGUCUAGCUGGCUUUCCAGCUUCCGUGGGUCCAUUUCGGGGACGAUGCUGCGGUCACCCACAGGAUCCGUUUUGUGGAACCCUUUGGUUGUCGGCUAAAGGGGGGGAUUUGGCUGCCGUGCACGGCGGGCCGGCUAGCGUCCCCGUCGCCCCCUUAUCCUUUAACGUCGGUGGCUGAUAGGGUGUGUGCGCCCGAUGCGGCCAUGCAAAGACUUAGUUGCAUGAUUGAAAAACAUACAAUUUUCUUUCGAGAAUUUAAUGCUUUAAACAGUAAAAAAGAAAUGCAUCGGAGUCUUCCUGAUGACAAGAGCAGUGGCUGUUGGCUAUUACAUUUUUUCGAGAGAGACUUGUUUCGUGGCCGCGAUCCCAUUCAGUGGUGAUCGGAAUAUAUUUUCCCCCAUCGUCGGUGGUGGCUGGCGUUUUCAGCCCCGUCCGAGAUCAAAGAUCAGCAAGCGUCCCGGCAGCCGGAGCGAAGCACACCGUCUAGAAGAGGAAAAUGAGUGAACUGGACCAGCUACGCCAGGAGGCUGAGCAGCUCAAGAACCAGAUCCGAGAUGCCAGGAAAGCUUGUGCAGAUGCUACCUUGUCUCAGAUCACGGCAAACAUCGACCCCGUCGGGCGGAUCCAGAUGCGCACCAGACGAACGCUGAGGGGACAUCUGGCCAAAAUCUACGCCAUGCACUGGGGCACUGAUUCUAGACUCCUAGUCAGUGCUUCCCAGGAUGGUAAACUGAUCAUCUGGGACAGCUACACUACAAACAAGGUGCACGCCAUCCCACUGCGUUCCUCCUGGGUCAUGACCUGCGCGUACGCCCCCUCCGGGAACUACGUGGCAUGUGGUGGUCUGGACAACAUCUGCUCCAUCUACAACCUGAAGACUCGCGAGGGCAAUGUCCGCGUGAGCCGCGAACUGGCCGGACACACAGGUUACCUGUCCUGCUGUCGUUUCCUGGAUGACAGCCAGAUUGUCACCAGCUCUGGCGACACCACCUGCGCCCUGUGGGACAUCGAGACUGGGCAACAAACGACCACCUUCGCUGGCCACACCGGUGACGUCAUGAGCCUCUCUCUGGCGCCCGACUCCCGGCUAUUCGUGUCCGGCGCCUGCGACGCCUCCGCCAAGCUGUGGGACGUGCGGGAAGGCAUGUGCCGGCAGACCUUCACCGGCCACGAGUCCGACAUCAACGCCAUCUGCUUCUUCCCCAACGGCAACGCCUUCGCCACGGGUUCAGACGACGCCACCUGCAGGCUCUUCGAUCUCCGCGCCGACCAGGAGCUGAUGGUGUACUCGCACGACAACAUCAUCUGUGGCAUCACCUCUGUGGCGUUCUCCAAGAGCGGCCGGCUGCUGCUGGCCGGAUACGACGACUUCAACUGCAACGUGUGGGACAGCCUGAAGGCUGACCGUGCAGGUGUCCUGGCUGGCCAUGACAACCGCGUCAGCUGCUUGGGCGUCACCGACGAUGGCAUGGCAGUGGCCACCGGGUCCUGGGACAGCUUCCUCAAGAUCUGGAACUAAAGCUUGCAGACAGCAUCCGGACUCCAAAGUUGACUGGAACUCCAUUCCAACAUCAAAAUGUUUAAAUUUCAUUGCAUAUCUCAAACACCACAAUGAAACUGACUCAAACAUCCCCAAAACCACAAAAAAGGGCAAAAUGACACCUUUCUCAUUUACAAACAAAAAGAGCACAAUUAUUUAUCAGUUGGCUAUAAGAGAAAAUUAACCGAAGAAUUGUGGUAUAGAAUGAAAUGAAGUUGUGCACUUCCUCCAGGGACCAUUCUAUGAUAGCGUCUUGAAAUCAGAAACACAAACACUAUACCCCCCGUGCAAAUGUAUCAUGUAUCUUCAGUUCAAAUGUUUGAGUGAAAGUAAUUAUGGAAAAAUCUAACUUGAUAGUUUUUUAGUCUUUUUUGUUUGGGUUUUUUUUUUGUUCAAAGAAUUUAGAUUGAACUGAUGGCUUCUUUAAACGAGGAUUAAAGGCUUUUCUUUUAUGUCCUAGUCUGUGGAGAUUUUAGAACUGAGAUUGUAGAUUGAAAAUAAAAGGUAUCACUUGC
This is a messenger RNA of Paramormyrops kingsleyae, 2081 nucleotides long. It is a transcript of the gene gnb1a, whose product is annotated as guanine nucleotide binding protein (G protein), beta polypeptide 1a. The record is from RefSeq and is a predicted model, not a curated record. Gene Ontology annotation, molecular function: protein binding. Gene Ontology annotation, biological process: signal transduction. NCBI's taxonomy places the organism in Eukaryota, Metazoa, Chordata, Actinopteri, Osteoglossiformes, Mormyridae.